Molecule: messenger RNA, 510 nt
Organism: Parnassius mnemosyne (clouded apollo)
Lineage: Eukaryota; Metazoa; Arthropoda; Insecta; Lepidoptera; Papilionidae
Source: the annotation of a GenBank genome assembly
AUGGCUUUGUUGUACGCGUGCUGUCGUGUUGCUGUAGUAAAUACUGAUGUUCCUAUGAUUUGUAUUAGUUGUAGUGGCUACUAUCAUCUGCAAUGUGUGUCGGCAUCAUCCAGAAAAGAUCCAACACUUCGAAAUGGGUCAGAUUGGACCUACCCAGCGUGUUUGUCAAAGCAACCUAAAACUGUUAAAAAUGAUAGUACACCUGUCCGCAUGUCAGCGCGCAAGCAAUGCGACACCGAGAGUGUUAAUGUUACAUUGCGAAACAAAAAUUCGAAGAAUAAGUCUCCCACUACUCCGUCAGUGUCAGUGAUAGAAAAAUCUACAGACUCUUCUUGCGACCUACGGGGUUUUAUAAGACAAGAGAUUUCAGAGCUAAAAAGGGAUCUUGAAUUUAGUUUCAAAAACUUUAUAAACUCAGAGCUUAAGAUCAUUAAGGACGAGGUACAGGAAAUAAAAAUGUCCAUAGCUUUCAUAAAUAAUAAGUAUGAUGAGAUGAAAGAAAGAUUUUAA